Toxorhynchites rutilus septentrionalis is the source of this 5263-nucleotide messenger RNA. RefSeq lists its product as uncharacterized. Bases 3523 to 5034 code for a protein of 503 amino acids. Lineage: Eukaryota; Metazoa; Arthropoda; Insecta; Diptera; Culicidae. The record is from RefSeq and is a predicted model, not a curated record. The transcript has a single exon.
UCCUAGGCCCUGGUUUCCAAAACCACUACCUAGACCCGAACCAAUGGAGGUUGAUCACAGCAUCCGAUCUCGCAACAUAAACUACGGUAACAGACCUCCUAUAGACAACAAAAGACCGCACCCACAUUCAAAUCAGAUACACAAUUUCAAGCGUGUUGCACAUCCGCUUGAAUACACGGACGAUCAACACUAUUAUGAUUAUGAACCUGAAUAUGACCAUUAUUACAAUCAUUAUAAAAUGGAAGAGGAACAAAUUCUAACUGAUGCUCAUUGUUCUGGUGAGCCAAGUUCAGAGGAAACCGCAGCUGAGCAGGAAAGUGAACCUCAACCCUCUUCAUCACAGACUAAUUUUUUAGAAUGGAAGCCGAGUUGGUAAAGCCAACUCUUCCGUAUAUUAAUUUGAAAACUAACAUUGGAGAAUUCCCAUUCUUGAUAGAUACUGGAGCGAACAUUAAUAUAAUUGAACCAAAAUUAGCCUAUUCGUAUAAAAUUUCUAAGCCAUACAAUUUUGAAGCAGAUAACAUUUCCAGUGCAAAUGGUACGUUCAGAGCAACAUCCGCAAUUGAUAUAAUAUUCUUUUACCCGAAAAUAAACCAUUCCGCUCAAUUUUUACUUCAUAAAUUUCACCCAUUUUUUAAAGGUAUUAUUGGAACAGGUAUUUUGAAAUCUUUGAAUGCAAAAAUUGAUCUUGGAAAUAGUGUCAUACAUUUGAAAAAAGGUAACGAGACAUUGGAAGCCCCACUUUUGCAGUACAGCUCAAUAAAUUCAACAUCAAAUCAUUUAUUCAGAACUGACCACUUGUCAGCAAAUGAAAGCAGUAGACUUCUGAAAGUACUUGAUGCACAUAACGAAGUUUUUCAUCAACCAAAUUCCAAACUUACAUGUGGAACAACCGUUGAAUGUUUGAUCAAUACCACUGAUAACAUACCUGUUCAUCAGAAGGUAUACCCUUAUCCUGCAGCCUAUGCAGAAGAGGUUAAAAAACAAGUGGAUAAAUUAUUAGCUGACGGUAUAAUUAGACCCUCCCGGUCAGCCUGGACAUCUCCAGUAUGGAUCGUGCCGAAAAAGGCAGAUGCUUCCGGUGAAAAAAAAUUUAGAAUGGUGAUUGACUAUCGGAAACUUAAUGAAAAAACCGUUUCCGAUCGUUAUCCAAUGCCUGAAAUUGGUUAUGUGAUUGACCAAUUGAAAGGACAUAAAUAUUUCUCAACAUUAGACUUGGCAUCGGGUUUUCAUCAAAUAAGAAUGAAAGAAUCCGACAUUGAAAAAACGGCAUUUUCAAUCAAUAAUGGCAAGUAUGAAUUUACUAGAAUGCCAUUUGGUUUAAAGAAUGCGCCCGCAACCUUUCAAAGGGCAAUCGAUGAUGUUUUAAGAGAACAUAUAGGAAAGAUAUGUUACGUCUACAUCGAUGAUGUAAUAGUUUUCGGUAGAGACUUAGAAGAUCAUCUUAAAAAUCUUGAUAUUGUUUGCAAAACUCUGAAUGAAGCAGGAUUUAAAAUCCAAUUAGAUAAAUCUGAAUUCCUCCAUCAAGAGGUUGAAUUUCUUGGCUACAUAAUAAGUUCUGAAGGAAUUAAGCCGAAUCAGAAAAAAAUUGAAACUAUCAAUCUUUAUCCAGAACCCAAAAACCUAAAAGAACUUCGUGGAUUUUUAGGAAUGAUGGGUUAUUACCGUAGAUUUGUCAAAGAUUUUGCAAAAAUUGCAAAACCCUUGACAAACCUUCUAAGGGGGGAGAGUGUACCCUCAUCUAACAAGAAAAUUUCAUUGAAUGACAAGGAAAAGCAAUGCUUUCACAAAAUGAAAAGCUUACUUUCCUCUUCUGAUAUUCUCAUUUACCCGGAUUUCAAUAAACCAUUCAUUCUCACGACUGACGCUUCUGAUUUUGCAAUCGGCGCAGUCUUGUCUCAAGGAGAGAUGGGAAAGGAUAAACCCAUACAUUUUGCUUCCAGGACCUUAUCUAAAACAGAAGAGAAUUGCUCAGUUCCAGAAAAAGAAAUGUUAGCGAUUUUCUGGGCACUUCAAACUUUUAGAAACUAUCUUUACGGUGCAAAAUUCAAGAUUCUAACGGACCAUCAGCCUCUCACUUUUGCUUUAUCGCCUAAAAAUACAAACGCAAAGCUUAAGAGAUGGAAGGCUUAUUUAGAAGAGCACGACUUCGAAAUCAUUUAUAAACCGGGAAAAACAAACGUAGUCGCUGAUGCUCUAAGCAGAAUGGUAUGUUCUAUGACAGGAACUCAGCACUCUGCCGAGAAUAGCGAUGAUUUUUACAUUAUUUCGACUGAAGCUCCGCUCAACUCCUUCAAGCAUCAAGUAAUACUGAAGAAAGGUCCAGAUAAAACAACUGUCACGCAUCCAUUUCCAAACUAUACUAGGGUAGAUAUAUCAUUAUCCAAUAUUAAUGAAGCUUCUAUUUUACAGGUACUCAAAAAUCACUUUAAUAUCUCCAAAGUAAACGGAUUGUCAGCCGAUGAACCCUUUAUGGGACAAAUACAGGAAGUUUACAAAAAACACUUUGGUAAUAAGAGAUCGUUAAAAAUUCGUUUUUGUCAAAAAAUACUUCAAGAUGUUCAACAAGAAGACGACCAAUGGGACGUUAUCCGAAGCGAGCAUUAUCGUGCACAUCGUGGUGCUGAAGAAAAUAAGUUACAACUUUUGAGGAAGUUUUAUUUUCCAAAAAUUUUUCAAAAGUUAAAAGAUUUUGUUACCAAUUGUCAGAUUUGUAACGAAAACAAAUAUGACCGAAAACCAAUCAAAUAUCCACUUCAAGAAACCCCAAUUCCAAAUGCUCCUUUUAAAAUCGCCCACAUAGAUAUCCUAUUCCUUGAAAACGGCCACUUCCUAACCUAUGUCGACAAAUUCUCUAAAUUCGCCCAAAUCAAACCCAUAGAUUCAAGAGCCGCAGUUGACAUAGUUCCUGCAGUUAAAGAAAUCCUUUUAAAAUACAAUCCUCCGGAAAUAUUAGUCAUGGACGGUGAAAAAUCCUUCAUGACUGGAGAUCUGGUAAACUUCUAUAAUACCCAUCAUAUCGAACCGUAUGUCACAGCUACAGGACGGAGCGAAAUGAACGGAAUUGUCGAACGUUUCCACUCCACUCUUUUAGAAAUUUACAGAAUAACCAAGCACGAGAAUCCAGAAAAAUCCGUUACUGACCUACUUUUCCUAUCACUGAAUAAAUACAAUUCCACCAUCCAUAGUUCCACUGAACAUACCCCCUACGAAGUUAUACUUCCUUCCUCAAGAACUCCAGAAAUUAUAGAAAAAGUUUACAAGAACAUUUCAGAAAAACAAAAGAAAGAUUUAAAAUACCAUAAUAAGUUCAAGAAAGCCGUGGUGAUAGAACCUAAUCAAGAGAUCUAUGAAAAUGCCAGACAGAGAAUGAAACAUAAAAAACGUUACAAGAAAAAUAAAGUUAAACAAGUUAACAAAAGCACCGUAACUAUGGACGAUGGAAGAAGGAUACAUAAAGAUGAUGUUAAGAUUAGGAAAAUAUAAUCUUGUUUUAUUAUUUUUUCUCGUUACAGAAUUCUAAUGUUCUUAAAAAUAGUAAUAACUGAAAAGAUAGACGUUAAGAGGAUAGACCAUCUUCCCAUUAUUGCUUUCAAUUUAGGUACCGCUAGAAUUCAACAAACAUCUCACUAUUAUAUGCACCAUUUCAAUGUCACCUCUCUGAAAACACAUGUAGAAAUUCUUAAGAUACAAUUCGAGCAAUUGAAACCCAAUCAGUUUACAAGCCUUACAAAACAAACAUUCGAACAGAUUCAUCAAACUCUAGAAAAUCUAGCCCCUUCUCGGCGGCAAAAACGUUGGAAUAGUCUAGGAACAGCCUGGAAAUUUAUAGCCGGAAGUCCGGACGCAAACGACUUGAAAAUUUUAAACUCCUCAAUUAAUGAUCUUAUCUCCAAUAAUAAUCAACAAGUUAGAAUAAAUAGAGCACUUAAUUUACAAUUGAAAGAACUGGUAUUCAAAACUAAAGACGCAAUAGAACUGUCGAAUUCAAAAUCAUUAGAAAUAUAUUCAAUGAACAUUUUACUCAAUUUGAAAUAUUUAGCAGAAAAACUAGAACAGAUAGUUGAUAGCAUAUCGUUAGCAAAAGCAGGAAUCCUUAAUGAGAAAAUACUUAGUCAAGAUGAAAUUGAAAUUUUAUAUCACGAUGUAUUCAAACAAAAUAUUACGGUUCAUAAUGCAGUGGAAGCCCUCAACUUUGCAGACACAACGAUCGCAACGAACGGCAAGGAAUUGACUCUCCUGAUAAAAACCCCCAUCUUAGAUAAAAGGAUAUUCAAUAAGAUUCAUGUUUUCCCUGUUACUAACAAUCACAAGCAAAUUCAUCUGACAAACAGAAAUUAUUUAACUCACGAAACCGGCAACUAUAUGGUCAAUACACUACAACCAACAAUAUACAAAACCUACGAAGUAGUAUUCGACAACUCAAGAUGCAUACCAAAUCUACUUUUUGGGAACCAAGCAACCUGUAACUACACCAUGAAUCCGCCAGAGGAUCAAAUCACCAUAAUCAAUGACGAAAAUAUCAUCUUAAACUCGGAUAAAAACAUUUCCUUCACUUCAACCUGCGGACUCAAAAAUCGUACAUUUACCGGAACAUUUUUAAUUACGUUCCACGAUUGCGAAAUCAACAUCAACAACAUAUCCUAUUCUAACGAAAUACAGAACAUGGUUGGAAGCCCAAUCCAACUACCAUUGGAUGGAAUUACAAUACAAAAGCAACUUACAAUAGCAAACCUAAGCUUGGAACAUUUACACCACCUACACCUGGAGAUGAGAAAGGAGAUGGAAUAUAUUCGAUUGAACAACACAAGUAUAGAAUGGCCAGCUUGGUCCAUUAUGGGUGGAAUCAUUUCAUUCCCCUGCAUGAUAAUAGGUAUCGUGAUUCUUUUGAAAAUCUUUUCCCACAGAUCAGCUACAGUCAAAAUAAAACAAAUACCCAGUACUACACCAACACAGGAACCAUUGAAGGACAUUCAACCAAAUCUCAGACCCAUGACGAUUAGAGAUGUGAUUCGGACGGAACCUCAUCUCUAAAGGAGGGACGAGUUAGCAACGGAGGUACCCGGGCGGCGACAGCAACAAUUUGCUGACAACAACAUUGGCGGUCGUUGGCAAUCGAGCCAGCAGAACGGGGUCAUCGAAGUAUGCUGACGACAACUUUGGAUCAAUAAACUUUGGCAGUUUUCGGCGUGGAUAAGCAGAGGCACGAAACUGCAACUUUGCAUUAUGAACUGUAGAAAAAUUUAAAUAAUCAAAUAAAAGU